Sesamum indicum (sesame) is the source of this 2881-nucleotide messenger RNA. It is a transcript of the gene TOZ, whose product is annotated as Transducin family protein / WD-40 repeat family protein. Gene Ontology annotation, molecular function: protein binding; U3 snoRNA binding. Lineage: Eukaryota; Viridiplantae; Streptophyta; Magnoliopsida; Lamiales; Pedaliaceae. Gene Ontology annotation, biological process: endonucleolytic cleavage to generate mature 5'-end of SSU-rRNA from (SSU-rRNA, 5.8S rRNA, LSU-rRNA); endonucleolytic cleavage in 5'-ETS of tricistronic rRNA transcript (SSU-rRNA, 5.8S rRNA, LSU-rRNA). Gene Ontology annotation, cellular component: small-subunit processome; nucleolus; 90S preribosome. The record is from RefSeq and is a predicted model, not a curated record.
AAUAAUCAUUUUUAUAUUUUAUUAUUUAAGUAUGUGCUCCCCCUCCUCAUUCAAGUCCUAAACCCUAAACCUCACUUGUCUUCAUGGCCUCCGCUCUUUCUCUCAAGACCAACUACACUUGCGUUCAGUCCCUCCGCCAAUUCUAUUCCGGUGGCCCCUACGCCCUCUCCUCUGACGCCUCUUUCCUCGUCUGCGCAUGCGCCGACACCAUCAACAUCGUUGAUUCCUCCAACGCCUCCAUCAAAUCCACCAUUCAAGGCGAUUCUGAGCCUGUUACCGCCCUUCUUCUAACCCCUGAUGACCACUUUCUCUUCUCCGCCAGCCACACCCGCCAAAUUCGUGUCUGGGAUCUCUCUUCCCUCAAAUGCCUCCGCUCCUGGAAGGGGCAUGAGGGGCCAGUCAUGCGAAUGGCUUGUCACGCAUCAGGAGGAUUGCUGGCAACAGCAGGAGCUGAUAAGAAAGUGCAGGUUUGGGAUGUGGAUGGAGGCUUCUGUACCCAUUAUUUCAAGGGGCAUAAAGGGGUGGUCACCACUAUUCUUUUCCACCCUGACCCAAAUCGGUUGAUUCUUUUCUCAGGUGGUGAUGAUGCCACUGUUAGGGUGUGGAGUCUUACAAGCAAAAAGUGUGUUGCCACACUAGAAAAGCAUCAAUCAACAGUUACUUCCAUGGCUAUAUCUGAAGACGGAUGGACCUUGCUCACUGCCGGACGAGAUAAGGUGGUAAAUAUAUGGAACCUACAUGAUUACAGCUGUGUGACUACUGUGCCAACAUAUGAGGCGCUAGAAGCUGUGUGCUUAUUUGAUUCAGCAUCCCCUUUUUCUUCAUGUUUGUCAUCAUUUACUCAGAAACAUGGGAAGAAGAAGAUCAGUUCAUCAUUUAUUCAAUUUAUAACAGUUGGUGAACGAGGGAUUGUGAGGAUAUGGAGUUCAGAUGGGGCGGUGCUCCUGUUUGAGCAGAAAUCUUCAGAUUUGACUGUCAGCUCAGACAAAGAAGAGGUCAAAAGAGGUUUUACCUCUGCUGUGAUGCUGCCAUUAGGCCAAGGGUUGCUCUGCGCUACAGCUGAUCAGCAGUUUCUUAUCUAUGAUUUGGCGAAAGAUGCUGAUCACAGUCUGAACUUGGUGCUGCGAAAAAGGCUUAUUGGAUAUAAUGAAGAGAUUGCAGAUAUGAAGUUUCUGGGUGAAGAAGAAAAAUUCCUUGCAGUUGCUACAAGUGUUGAACAGGUACGAGUAUACGACCUGGCAUCAAUGUCAUGUUCGUACGUAUUGACUGGCCAUACUGAUGUAGUUCUAUGCCUUGAUACCUGUGUGCCAAGUUCUGGAAACUCACUCAUUGUUACAGGAAGCAAAGACAACACUGUCAGAUUGUGGGAAUCCCGUAGCAGACGCUGCAUUGGAGUUGGCAUAGGUCACAUGGGAGCUGUUGGUGCUGUUGCCUUCUCAAAGAAAAACCGCAACUUCUUUGUCAGUGCCAGCAGUGAUCGUACCCUGAAAGUGUGGAGCUUAGAUGGAAUUUCAGAUGACAUUGAAGAAGUUUACAGCUUGAAAGCAAAGGCCGUAGUAGCAGCCCAUGACAAAGAUAUAAACUCGGUCGCUAUUGCCCCCAAUGAUAGCCUUGUUUGCAGUGGCUCCCAGGACCGCACGGCAUGCAUAUGGAGGCUCCCGGACCUCGUUUCUAUGGUUGUGCUUAAAGGACAUAAGAGGGGAAUUUGGUCUGUGGAGUUUUCUCCAGUGGACCAAUGUGUCAUUACAGCCUCCGGUGAUAAGACAAUUAAAAUAUGGGCAAUCUCUGAUGGUUCUUGUCUAAAGACAUUUGAAGGGCACACAUCAAGUGUCAUUAGGGCUUCAUUUGUUACGCGGGGGACUCAGUUUGUUUCUUGUGGUGCUGAUGGCUUGGUGAAACUGUGGACUGUCAAGACCAACGAGUGCCUGGCUACUUAUGAUCAGCAUGAAGACAAGAUAUGGGCGCUGGCUAUUGGAAAGCAGACGGAAAUGCUUGCAACAGGUGGUGGUGAUGCAGUUAUCAAUUUGUGGCACGACUCUACAGCUGCAGAUAAAGAGGAAGCCUUUCGCAAAGAAGAGGAAGGCGUCUUGAGAGGGCAAGAACUAGAAAAUGCUGUAUUAGAUGCUGACUACACUAGAGCCAUCCAACUUGCAUUUGAACUUCGUAGACCACACAAACUUUUUGAGUUAUUUAGUGAGCUUGGCAGGAGGACGGAUGCGAAUGUUGAGAUUGAAAAGGCUCUUACUCCACUUGGAAAGGAGGAGCUUCAUCUACUUUUGGAAUAUAUAAGAGAAUGGAAUACAAAACCAAAACUGUGUCAUACUGCACAAUGCGUGCUGUAUCGUGUAUUUAGCAUCCUUCCUCCUACAGAGAUUGUUGAGAUGAAGGGUAUGGGAGAAGUGCUUGAAGGGCUUAUUCCAUAUUCACAAAGGCAUUUUAGUAGAAUAGAUAGGUUGGAAAGAAGCACAUACCUUUUGGACUAUGCCCUGACAGGAAUGUCUGUUAUUGAACCCGAAAAGAAGGAGACAGAGUCAAGGCAGGCUGAAGAAGAAGAGAGGUCAUCAGAGCAGGAUAAGAUGGAAACUAAAGAUAUGUCAAGAAAGAAGAGGAAAUCGCAUAAAUCCCAAGAUAGGAAACAGAAAAAGACAAAGGUGGCUUACAUAAGCGCUGCAGCGCCUAUAUCAACACGAGCGUAAUACACAAUAGAUUUGAGUUUAGGGUCCGCAGAUUGAUGAUGGCCUUGUGAUUGUUUAAUCGAAAGUAUGUGUUUUUGACUUGGAAAUUUUAGAGAUUAUGUUAUAUUUUAUAAAAGAUGAAACGUAGGAAAGUGAUGGGGGGUUGUGACAAAGUAUAAUAGGAAAUGAAGAAAGUUGCAUGUAAA